UCCCCCCAUUUCUGCGCGCCGCGGCUCGUUGGUAGGGUCCUCGGCGGUUGGCACAUGUGUGGCUGUCACAUCUCCGCAUCGCCCAAAUCUCCCCUUUCCCCCCCUGGAGUCCUCCUCGCUGUCUGUUUUUGUUUUGAAGCGCGCCGGGUCGCGUCCACGCGUUUUUGCGCACCGCUGCCCGCGUGCACCUUAACGCACACGUUUGCGGAGCUCUUCCUCCGCCCUCCCCCUCCUCCGUCCUUGGUCCGCGAGCAGUUCUCUGGCCCCCACCAACUAAGAAGUGAAGCCUGUGCCCUGCGCUGCGGGGAAAAGUCCGCUCGGCUGCAGAACAUCGGCUGAGAAGCGCUUUUCGUGCUUGAAAGAAGUUGGAGCCGCUGCCGUGAAGUUGUGGCAGGACCGGGAGCUGGAAUGCUCAACGCCACCGCGUAAGGUAGACCCCUGAGCGGAGCGAGCAGCAGGCGGAGCCUCCAGUGAGCCCCAGAGCGCCCUUGACCACAGCAUGAACGCAGCAUGGACGUGAAAGAGCGCAGGCCCUACUGCUCACUGACAAAGAGCCGGCGGGACAAGGAGCGCCGUUACACGAGCUCAUCAGCCGAGAGCGACGAGUGCCGCGUCCCCACGCAGAAAUCCUACAGCUCUAGCGAGACUCUCAAAGCCUUCGAUCAUGACUCCUCACGCCUCCUCUAUAGCAGCCGCGUGAAGGAGAUGGUUCACAGGGAGGCGGACGAGUACAGCCGGCAAGGGCAGAACUUCACUCUGAGGCAGCUGGGAAUAACUGGACCAGCUGCACGCAGGGGCCUGGCCUUCUGCGCUGAGAUGGGCCUCCCUCACCACGGCUAUUCGGACACGAAUGCUGAGGAUCGGGGGGUUGUGUCCCCGGGGCGCACUGUGCACCCGUGGGUCGGCGGCGCCCGGUCGGGCCGGAGCUCAUGUCUGUCGAGCCGCUCCAACUCGGCCCUCACGCUGACCGACACGGAGCACGAGAACAAGUCGGACAGUGAGAAUGGUUCUCCCAUGCCAUCGUCUUUAUCCAGUCCAUCAGUCAUUGAGCAUUCACAUUCCCAGCCUCCAUCACCCAAUCUCCAUGACAACCAGAGGCAGUUGAUAAAUACUGACACUGCCCAGCCAGUUCAUGAGUCAGAUGAUGAAUACACUCCCAGCCCGUAUUUACCAGUAGUGCACGAUGGCCAAGUUUCUACUUGUGAGGAACUGCCAUCCAAUCAGCAAGGCCAAUCCACCCUGCAGCCAGCUCCGCCCACCCACGCACAGCACACGUCCAUCACCUCAGUCAACCGCAACUCCCUGACCAAUCGCAGGAACCAUAGUCCGGCCCCGCCGGCCGCCCUGCCCGCCGAGCUGCAAACCACACCCGAAUCAGUCCAGCUGCAGGACAGCUGGGUCCUGGGCAGCAAUGUGCCGCUGGAGAGCAGAAAAUUAGCAAAGCAAGCAGUUCUCGAAAAUGGGCAUGACAACCUAAUAGAGAUGGACGUAUUCACUCCAGUGUGCCACGAUGGUGACUUUGGGGAUGGGCACUUCCUCUUUAAGACAGGCACAGGCACUACCCCUCUGUUCAGCACGGCCACCCCAGGCUACACCAUGGCGACUGGGGCUGUCUACUCGCCUCCAACACGGCCCCUGCCCAGGAAUACACUCUCCAGAAGUGCGUUUAAGUUCAAGAAGUCAUCCAAGCACUGCUCCUGGAGGUGCACAGCCCUGACCGCCCUGGCCGUCUCCGUCCUAUUGUCCAUCCUGCUUUGCUACUGCAUAGCCAUGCAUUUCUUCGGUCUUAACUGGCAGCUCCAGGAGACGGACAGCUACGCAUUCGAAAAUGGACAGGUGAAGUCGGAGGCUACGCCAACACACGCCGUGACGGCACUCUCCGCUGACAAUGGGAAGCUGGGCGUGUUCCUGCAGGAGAACAACACCAUCGACACGGGCGAGGUGGACGUGGGCCGCCGUGCAGCUCAGGAGGUGCCGCCGGGGAUCUUCUGGCGUUCACAGCUCUUCAUCGACCAGCCGCAGUUCCUCAAGUUCAACAUCUCUGUGCAGAAGGACGCGCUGAUCGGGGUCUACGGCAGGAAGGGCCUGCCGCCAUCACACACACAGUAUGACUUUGUGGAGCUGGUGGACGGCAGCCGCCUCAUCGCCAAAGAGAAGCGCAGCGUGACGGAGCCGGAGCUGGCGGGGAGGAGGCCGCGCUCGGUGGCCGUGCACGAGGCCGGCUUCAUUCAGUACCUGGACACGGGCCUCUGGCACCUGGCCUUCUACAAUGAUGGGCGCAACUCCGAGCAGGUGUCCUACAACACCAUUGUUGUCGAAUCCAUCAUGGAGUGUCCAUACAAUUGCCAUGGAAACGGAGAGUGUCUUUCUGGAACGUGUCAUUGUUUCCCGGGGUUCCUUGGACCUGACUGCUCAAGAGCCGCCUGCCCCGUGCUGUGCAGCGGGAACGGUCAGUAUUCCAGGGGGCGGUGCCAGUGCUUCAGCGGGUGGAAGGGCACGGAGUGCGACGUGCCCAACAGCCAGUGCAUCGACAUCCAGUGCGGAGGCCACGGCAUCUGUGUCAUGGGCUCCUGUGUCUGCAACACCGGCUACAAGGGAGACAACUGCGAAGAAGCGGACUGCUUGGACCCAACAUGCUCUUCCCAUGGCGUGUGUCUCCAUGGGGAGUGUCACUGCAGCCCUGGCUGGGGGGGUGUGAGCUGCGAGAUUCUGAAGACCAUGUGCCCGGACCAGUGCUCGGGUCACGGCACCUACCAGGCCGAGAGCGGGACGUGCGCUUGCGAUAGUAACUGGACAGGGCCCGACUGCGCCAUGGAGGUGUGCACGGUGGACUGCGGCUCCCACGGCGUUUGUGUGGGCGGGGCUUGCCGCUGCGAGGAAGGCUGGACGGGUGCGGCCUGUGACCAGCGGGCGUGUCACCCGCGCUGCGCCGAGCACGGCACCUGCAGGGACGGGAAGUGCGAGUGCAGCCAGGGCUGGAACGGGGAACACUGCACCAUAGCUCACUAUCUGGAUAAGAUAGUACAAGACAAGAUAGGAUAUAAAGAGGGAUGCCCUGGUUUGUGCAACAGCAACGGGAGAUGCACCCUGGACCAGAACGGCUGGCAUUGUGUCUGCCAGUCCGGCUGGAGAGGGGCCGGGUGCGAUGUUGCCAUGGAGACCGUCUGCACUGACUCCAAGGACAACGAGGGAGAUGGACUGGUGGACUGCAUGGACCCCGACUGCUGCUUGCAGAGCUCGUGCCAGAACCAGCCCUACUGCCAUGGAUCCCCGGACCCUAGCGACGUCAUCAGCCAGAGCCAGCAGCCGACCUCCCAGCAGGCCGCCAGGUCCUUCUACGAGCGCAUCAGCUUCCUGCUGGGACCGGAGAGCACCCACGUCGUGUAUGGGGAGAACCCAUUCAACAGGAGCCUGGUGUCUAUCAUCCGAGGGCAGGUGAUGACGGCGGAUGGGACCCCGCUCAUUGGGGUGAACGUGUCCUUCAUGCACUACCCUUCCCAUGGAUUCACCAUCACGCGCCAGGAUGGCAUGUUUGACCUGCUGGCCAACGGAGGUGCCUCGCUGACCCUGAGCUUCGAGCGGGCCCCCUUCCUGACACAGCACCGCACCGUGUGGAUCCCGUGGAACGUGUUCCACGUCAUGGAUACGCUGGUGAUGAAGAAGGAGGAGAAUGACAUCCCCAGCUGUGACCUGAGCGGCUUUGUGCGGCCCGUCCCGUCCAUCGUGUCCUCCCCGCUGUCCACCUUCUUUCGCUCGUCCCCAGAGGACGGCCCCAUCAUACCCGAAACACAGGUCCUUCAUGAGGAAACAGCGAUCCCGGGAAGUGACCUCCAUCUCUUCUACCUGAGCUCCCGGGCUGCCGGCUACAAACCCAUCCUCAAAGUGACCAUGACUCAGGCCACCAUUCCCUUCAACCUAAUGAAGGUCCACCUCAUGGUGGCAGUGGUUGGCCGCCUCUUUCAGAAGUGGUUCCCAGCAUCUCCUGAUCUGUCCUACACCUUCAUAUGGGACAAGACUGAUGCCUACAACCAGAAGGUCUAUGGCUUGUCAGAAGCAGUUGUGUCUGUAGGGUUUGAAUAUGAAUCUUGCCUGGAUUUGAUUCUCUGGGAGAAAAGAACUGCUCUCUUACAAGGAUAUGAAUUAGACGCCUCCAAUAUGGGCAGCUGGACACUGGGAAAACACCAUGUGUUAGAUGUGCAGAAUGGCAUCGUGUACAAGGGGAUUGGCGAGAACCAGUUUAUUUCUCAGCAGCCGCCAGUGAUCAACACCAUCAUGGGGAACGGGCGGAGGCGCAGCAUCUCCUGCCCCAGCUGCAAUGGCCAGGCGGACGGGAACAAGCUGCUCGCACCCGUGGCCCUGGCCAGCGGCAGCGAUGGCAGCCUCUUUGUGGGCGACUUUAAUUACAUCCGACGCAUCUUCCCUUCGGGGAACGUGACCAGUGUCAUGGAGCUCAGAAAUAAAGAUUUCAGACAUAGCAACAACCCAGCUCAUAGGUAUUACCUGGCCACGGACCCGGUCACAGGCCAGCUCUACGUCUCUGACACCAACUCCCGACGGAUCUACCGGCCCAAGGUGCUGUCGGGGACCAAGGACCUGCUGCAGAACGGCGAGGUCGUGGCUGGGACAGGCGAACACUGCCUGCCCUUCGAUGAAGCCCGCUGCGGGGACGGGGGGAAAGCUACUGAGGCUCUGCUAAUGGGCCCCAAAGGUAUUGUUGUCGAUAAGAAUGGGGUCAUUUACUUUGUGGAUGGGACCAUGAUCCGAAAAGUGGAUCAGAACGGCAUCAUUUCGACCUUGCUCGGCUCCAACGACCUCACUUCGGCCCGUCCGUUGACCUGUGACACCAGCAUGCACAUCCGACAGGUUCGACUGGAGUGGCCUACUGAUCUCGCAAUCAACCCGAUGGACAACUCCCUCUAUGUGCUAGACAACAAUGUUGUUCUCCAGAUCACAGAAAACAGGCAGGUCCGCAUUGCAGCUGGAAGGCCAAUGCAUUGCCAGGUCCCUGGCGUUGAAUACGCUCUAGGCAAGAGGGCGGUCCAGACCACCCUGGAGUCGGCUAGCGCAAUCGCCGUGUCCUACAACGGCAUGCUCUAUAUUGCCGAGACAGAUGAGAAGAAGAUCAACCGCAUCCGGCAGGUUUCCACAGAUGGUGAGAUCUCCCACCUGGCAGGCAUGCCGUCUGAAUGUGACUGCAAAAAUGACGCCAAUUGCGACUGCUACCAGACGGGCGACGGUUACGCCAAGGAUGCCAAGCUCAAUGCACCGUCCUCACUUGCAGUGUCCCCCGACGGCACUCUGUACAUAGCCGAUUUGGGCAACAUCCGCAUCCGUGCCAUUUCUAGGAACCAACCCCCACUCAACUCCAUGAACUUCUACGAGGUUGCAUCCCCCACGGACCAGGAGCUGUACGUUUUUGAUGUCAACGGCACGCACCAGUACACCAUGAGCCUGAUCACCGGGGACUACUUGUACAACUUCAGCUAUAGCAAUGAGAACGACGUGACAGCUGUGACAGACAGCAAUGGCAACACGCUGCGCAUCCGCAGGGACCCCAGCCGCAUGCCUGUCCGCAUCGUCUCUCCAGAUAACCAGGUCAUCUGGCUCACCGUAGGCACCAACGGCGGCCUAAAAACCCUGACUGCCCAGGGACAGGAGCUGGUCCACUUCACCUACCAUGGCAGCAGCGGUCUCUUGGCCACAAAGAGCACAGAAAUCGGAUGGACAACCUUCUAUGACUACGACAGCGAGGGUCGGCUCACGAAUGUGACUUUCCCAACUGGGGUGGUGACCAGUCUGCAUGGAGAAAUGCAAGGGGCAAUUACGGUGGACAUUGAGACCUCUGGGAGGGACGAGGACGUCAGUAUCACCACCAACCUCUCGUCCAUCGACUCUUUCUAUACUCUGGUGCAAGACCAGCUGAGGAACAGCUAUCAGGUGGGCCACGACAACUCGCUGAGGAUCGUCUUUGCCAACGGGAUGGACACACACUACCAGACAGAGCCACACAUCCUGGCGGGUGCGGCCAACCCCACGGUGGCACGGCGCAACAUGACGCUGCCUGGGGAGAAUGGCCAGAACUUGGUGGAGUGGCGCUUCCGGAAGGAACAGACGCGGGGGCGCGUCAUCGUGUUCGGCCGCAAGCUCAGGGUGAAUGGCAGAAACCUUCUCUCCGUUGACUAUGACCGAACAUUGCGCACGGAGAAAAUAUACGACGACCACCGCAAGUUCCUGUUGAAGAUCAUCUACGACACUUCCGGCCAUCCCAUGCUGUGGGUGCCAAGCAGCAAGUUGAUGUCAGUCAACCUGACUUACUCGUCUACGGGCCAGGUCACCAGCAUCCAGCGGGGGACCACCUUUGAGAGGGUAGAGUACGACAGCCAGGGCCGGCUGGUGUCUCGUGUGUUUGCCGACAGCAAGACAUGGAGCUACACCUACUUAGAGAAGUCCAUGGUGCUGCUGCUGCACAGUCAACGGCAGUACAUCUUCGACUAUGAUUCGGGAGAUCAUCUGUCAGCUGUAACGAUGCCUAGCGUUGCACGCCACACCAUGCAAACCAUCCGCUCUGUCGGCUACUACCGAAAUAUCUACCACCCACCGGAGAGCAAUGCCUCAGUCAUCGUGGACUACAGCGAGGAUGGUCAGCUGCUGAAGGUGGCCCAUUUGGGGACAGGCAGACGUGUUCUGUACAAGUACAGACGGCAGACAAAGCUCUCGGAGAUCUUGUACGACAGCACACGGGUCAGUUUCACCUACGAUGAAACGGCGGGAGUCCUCAAGACUGUCAAUCUGCAGAGUGAAGGAUUCAUCUGCACUAUUAGGUACCGUCAGAUCGGGCCCCUGAUUGACCGGCAGAUCUUCCGUUUCAGCGAGGACGGCAUGGUGAAUGCCCGUUUUGACUACACAUAUGACAACAGCUUCCGUGUGACGAGCAUGCAGGGGGUCAUCAAUGAGACACCACUCCCAAUUGACCUCUAUCAGUUUGAUGACAUCUCAGGGAAGGUCGAGCAGUUUGGAAAGUUUGGCGUCAUCUACUACGACAUCAAUCAGAUCAUUUCUACUGCUGUCAUGACCUACACCAAGCACUUUGAUGUUCAUGGCAGAAUCAAGGAAAUCCAGUAUGAAAUAUUCAGAUCAUUGAUGUAUUGGAUAACAAUACAGUAUGACAACAUGAGCAGGGUGACAAAGAGGGAAAUUAAAAUUGGCCCAUUUGCCAACACCACAAAGUACAGCUACGAGUAUGAUGUCGACGGCCAACUCCAGACAGUCUAUUUGAACGAGAAGAUUAUGUGGCGCUACAAUUAUGACCUGAAUGGAAACCUUCACCUACUGAACCCAAGCAACAGCGCUCGCCUCACUCCCCUCCGCUACGACCUCAGGGACCGAAUAACGAGGCUGGGAGAUGUUCAGUACCGCAUGGAUGAAGACGGCUUCCUACGGCAGAGGGGAGCUGAGAUCUUUGAGUACAACUCCAAGGGCCUCCUGGUGCGGGUUUACAGCAAGGGCAAUAGUUGGACGAUCCAGUACCGCUACGAUGGCCUUGGUCGGAGGGUCUCCACACGGACGAGCCUUGGGCAACACCUCCAAUUCUUCUAUGCUGACCUGAACUACCCCACGAGGAUCACCCAUGUGUAUAAUCACUCCAGUUCAGAGAUCACCUCACUUUACUACGACCUGCAAGGCCACCUCUUCGCCAUGGAGAUUAGCAGUGGAGAGGAAUACUACAUUGCCUGUGACAACACAGGAACACCGCUGGCUGUCUUCAGCAGCAACGGACUCAUGAUCAAGCAGAUUCAGUACACGGCCUAUGGAGAGAUUUACUUUGAUUCCAACCCAGACUUUCAGCUGGUGAUUGGCUUCCAUGGAGGCCUCUAUGACCCCCUGACCAAACUGCUCCAUUUCGGGGAACGGGACUAUGACAUCUUGGCUGGCCGUUGGACCAUACCUGACAUUACCACAUGGAAAAGGGUUGGGAAGGAUCCUGCUCCCUUUAACCUCUACAUGUUCCGGAACAACAAUCCUAUAAGCAAAGUGCAUGAAAUGAAAGAGUAUGUGACAGAUGUGAACAGCUGGCUUGUGACGUUUGGAUUCCAUCUACACAAUGUCAUACCUGGGUUUCCCAUCCCCAGAUUCGACUUGAUGAUACCUUCUUUCGAGCUCAAGAAGAGUCAGCUUUGGAAUGACCUGCCGUCCAUGUCUGGUGUCCAGCAAGAAGUAUUGAGACAAGCAAAGGCCUUCCUGUCAUUUGAGAAGAUGCCAGAGAUACAGCUCACCAGGCCACGGAUCAAAAGGGAGAAGUCAUGGCUGUGGUUUGCAAUGGUCAAGUCCCUCAUCGGGAAAGGCGUCAUGCUGGCAAUCAGCCAGGGACGGGUGACCACAAAUGUGCUUAACAUUGCCAGCGAGGACUGUGUCAAAGUUGCAGGGGUCCUCAACAAUGCCUUCUACCUGGAAAACCUGCACUUCACUGUCGAGGGCCGUGACACACACUACUUCAUCAAGACCACGCUGCCAGAGAGCGACCUGGGGGCGCUGCGCCUGACCAGCGGGCGCAAGGCCUUGGAGAAUGGCGUCAACGUGACCGUGUCGCAGUCCACCACGGUGGUCAACGGCAGGACUCGCAGGUUCGCCGACGUCGAGCUGCAGCACGGCGCCCUGGUGCUGCACGUGCGCUACGGUAUGACAUUAGACGAGGAGAAGGCCCGCGUGCUGGAGCAGGCACGACAGAGGGCGCUGGCAGCCGCCUGGGCGCGGGAGCAGCAGCGCGUGCGAGACGGUGAGGAGGGCGCCCGCCUUUGGACUGAGGGUGAGAAGAGGCAGCUCCUGAGCAGCGGCAAAGUGCUGGGCUACGACGGGUACUAUGUACUCUCUAUCGAGCAAUACCCCGAGUUAGCCGACAGCGCCAACAACAUCCAGUUCUUAAAGCAAAGCGAAAUAGGGAAGAGGUAACAAACUGUGUAUCACAGACCGCCAAAGAACCCGGCCGUCCCAGGGGAACGUGUGUGCGAGAGGGGUGUGAGCAAUGCCGCGUGAUACGAACACAUUUUACAGUCAGCGUAGGGAUGGAAUUGCUUUCCCGGCCUCGUGAAUUCUGUGCUGCAGACCACCGCUGUCUGCAACGGAAAACUUGACCAGACUGGACUCUCUCCACAGAGAAGGAAACAAGGCAAAGAGCAGUAGUUUAUAAUAAGACGUUUUUACUAAUGACCUUAAAAGGUUAUCUGCUUUAAAAGAAAUCAAAAGAAGAAAAAAAAGAAAUGUGUUUACAUAUGCAUAUCACUGCACUCAACUGGACUAAUAUGUAUAAUGCCUAUCAGUUUUUUUUCCAGGCAAUUUCUGUAACGUUUGUUUUCAUUAUGAAUGGUUGACCUUUGCUUCUUGAAGACUAGUUGCGCUCUUAAUGAUAAAUAAAUAAAAAAUACACAAGUCUCAGUAACAAGGCAAGUGGGAGAAACUGCUGUCAAUAAUUCCAGCCAUCCAUGCUGCUUUUAUAUUUUAAUUUUUUUAAGGACUUUAGCACCAAUGAAAAUGGUUGGACUUUCAGUGUGUCGUUCAUUUUAUUGCAGUAUCGUGUUUUGCCUUGGGUGAGAAAAAUUCAAGGUGAGUACAGAGAUUAUUGAAACAAGAUAUACACAACAAAAUAUCCUACAAAGCAAAGGAAAACA
Molecule: messenger RNA, 9662 nt
Organism: Scleropages formosus (Asian bonytongue)
Lineage: Eukaryota; Metazoa; Chordata; Actinopteri; Osteoglossiformes; Osteoglossidae
Product: teneurin-3
Exons: 33
Coding region: 511-8946 (2811 amino acids)
Biological process (GO): signal transduction; neuron development; heterophilic cell-cell adhesion
Cellular component (GO): membrane; neuron projection
Molecular function (GO): cell adhesion molecule binding; protein heterodimerization activity; protein homodimerization activity
Source: RefSeq, a predicted model, not a curated record